CGGAAGGGGUUGCGGAUGGCGUCACGUGGGCGGGCCGGCCGGGCGGGGUCACGUGGCCGCCGGUGGCGGCGGGUCCGGGGGCGGCGGGACCAUGAACGCGGAGCGGGACCUGGCGCCGCUGGCGCCCAGCGUGGUGCGGGCGCUGAACGACAAGCUGUACGAGAAGAGGAAGGUGGCGGCCCUGGAGAUCGAGAAGUGAGGGGCGGGUUGUGCCGGCUGGUGCGAGAGUUUGUGGCUCAGAACAACACAUCUCAGAUCAAACAUGUGAUCCAGAUCCUGUCGCAGGAAUUCGCUCUCUCCCAGCACCCCCACAGCCGGAAAGGGGGGCUCAUUGGCCUGGCCGCUUGCUCCAUUGCCCUGGGCAAGGACUCUGGGCUCUACCUGAAGGAGCUGAUUGAGCCGGUGCUGACGUGUUUCAACGAUGCCGAUAGUCGGCUGCGGUACUACGCUUGCGAGGCCCUCUAUAACAUCGUCAAGGUGGCCAGGGGCUCCGUCCUCCCACACUUCAAUGUGCUCUUUGAUGGCCUCAGCAAGCUGGCUGCUGAUCCUGACCCAAACGUCAAAAGUGGCUCUGAGCUCCUCGAUCGGCUUCUCAAGGACAUCGUGACAGAGAGCAACCAGUUUGACUUGGUAGGCUUCAUCCCACUGCUGCGGGAGAGGAUUUACUCCAACAACCAGUAUGCCCGACAGUUCAUCAUAUCCUGGAUCCUGGUCUUAGAGUCUGUGCCUGACAUCAACCUCUUGGAUUACCUGCCAGAAAUCCUAGAUGGGCUCUUCCAGAUCCUGGGAGACAACAGCAAGGAGAUACGGAAAAUGUGUGAGGUGGCUCUCGGGGAAUUCCUCAAGGAGAUCAAGAAGAAUCCCUCCAGUGUCAAAUUUGCAGAAAUGGCAAAUAUCCUGGUGAUCCACUGCCAGGCAGCGGAUGACCUGAUCCAGCUGACAGCCAUGUGCUGGAUGAGGGAGUUCAUCCAGCUGGCUGGCCGGGUGAUGCUGCCUUACUCCUCAGGGAUCCUGACCGCUGUCCUGCCGUGUCUCUCCUACGACGAUCGCAAGAAGAACAUCAAGGAGGUUGCGAAUGUGUGCAACCAGAGCCUGAUGAAGCUGGUCAUCCCAGAGGAUGAUGAAAUGGAUGAGACCAAGCAGUCAAUGACCCUACCGGCAGAGCCCACCUCGCAGGAGUCCCUCUCCAAGACAGAGGCAGCAUCCAGUGGCUCUCUGGAUGCAUCUGGUGACUCCAACUUCAGCAACAGCAGUGUCUUCACUGUGACCAGCUCCGAGAGGAUCCAGGUGACCCUGAACCUGGAUGGAAUAGUUCAGGUGCUGGACUGCCACCUUCAUGACACGUCCAUUGGGAUGAUGACCAGAAUUGCAGUCUUGAAAUGGCUCUACCAUUUGUACAUCAAGACUCCUCGUAAGAUGUUCCGACACACUGACAGCCUCUUCCCUAUCUUGCUCCGGACCCUCUCAGAUGAGUCGGAUGAGGUUAUCCUGAAGGACCUGGAAGUUCUGGCUGAAAUUGCAUCUUCCCCAGCAGGACAGACAGAGGGUCACGGUCCCUCUGACAGCUCCGAUGUGCGACCUGGCCCGGUGGAACUUCACAUCCCAGCCAGGACCAGCCAGCUGAGCUCCUCUGGUACAAAAGGCUUGGAAUGCUCGCCCUCUACCCCCACCAUGAACUCCUACUUCUACAAGUUCAUGAUCAACCUGCUGAAGCGCUUCAGCAGCGAACGGAAACUUCUGGAGACCAGAGGCGCCUUCAUCAUAAGGCAGCUUUGUCUACUUCUGAACGCAGAGAACAUCUUCCACUCUAUGGCAGACAUACUGCUUCGGGAAGAGGAUCUCAAGUUCGCCUCUACCAUGGUCCACACCCUGAACACCAUCCUGCUGACAUCCUCUGAGCUCUUCCAGCUGAGGAACCAACUGAAGGAUCUGAGGACCCCGGAAAGCCGUAACCUCUUCUGCUGCCUGUACCGGUCCUGGUGUCACAACCCUGUGACAACCGUGUCCCUCUGCUUCCUUACCCAGAACUACAAGCACGCCUACGACCUCAUCCAGAAAUUCGGGGAUCUGGAGGUCACCGUGGAUUUCCUCACCGAGGUGGACAAGCUGGUGCAGCUCAUUGAGUGCCCCAUAUUCACAUAUCUCCGCCUGCAGCUGCUGGAUGUGAAGAACAACCCCUACCUGAUCAAGGCUCUCUAUGGCCUCCUGAUGCUGCUGCCCCAGAGCAGUGCCUUCCAGCUCCUCUCGCACCGCCUGCAGUGUGUCCCCAACCCCGAGCUCAUGCAGACCACGGACAGCACCAAACCGAGCACUGGCUUCAAGAGGAUGACAGCCUCCAAUAUCGACUACACAGAGCUGCUGCAGCACUUUGAGAAGGUCCAAAACAAGCACCUGGAAGCGCGGCACCAGCGAGCCGGGCGGGCAGAGCAGCUGGACCGGCGGGUGGUCCUCUGAGCAUCCCCACGGCAGCCACGGGUGUGCACAGUUGCUGGGGCAGGGACCAGGGGACACAGACCAGGGGACAGGGAUACCGGUUGCUGGCCACCGGAGGAUGCAGUGGGGUUAGUCGCAGAGGGAGACGCGCAAGCGCUUGGCAUAGGGCUGGUUUUACUCGCCACUCUGUGUGUGUAGAUGGUGGGGGACCCUGAGGCUGUGCUCACCUUCUCCUGUGGGCGAUGCAGGGACAUGGGGAAUGGUCACAAGAGGCGAGGGGCAAGGAAAAGCACCUCAUCUUCUCUUGCAAUAGGGCAAGGAAACUCCCCUUUGCUUUGCUAAUGCCUUCCCCGUGACUGUCAGCUGAGCGCCCAGCCUCCUGCCAGCAAGACCGGAGGGGAAGGGAAGACGGGAGCAACCCCUGGCCUCCCGCCCUGGAAAACAAGCACGCGGGGCCGCCGGCCACCUCUUGCCACCCCUACUUCCACCUUCCAGCUCUGAGGCUGUGUCGGAGGCUGCUGUUGGCACUUCACCCUGAGACUCACACUCCCGUGUGUGGAACUCAGUCCUCUCCCUGCGUCCACCACCCUCCCCAAGCCCCCAGCUCUUGGCACGGACGAUGGCACAGCCUUAACUCCCAGCCGGCACUGGGGACACGGGGGGUGGUGCAGGCCCCAUUGCAACCAGCCCAGGACUCAAUUCUUUAUUCCUACAUUAAAUUCCCCACAAUAAAAUACACAACUGAUGCAGA
Molecule: messenger RNA, 3184 nt
Organism: Columba livia (rock pigeon)
Lineage: Eukaryota; Metazoa; Chordata; Aves; Columbiformes; Columbidae
Gene: VAC14
Product: VAC14 component of PIKFYVE complex
Exons: 19
Coding region: 16-2454 (812 amino acids)
Biological process (GO): phosphatidylinositol biosynthetic process
Cellular component (GO): PAS complex; endosome membrane
Source: RefSeq, a predicted model, not a curated record